AUGUCUUCCACGGCCGGGCAAGUUAUUAAAUGUCGUGCCGCAGUUGCUUGGGAAGCUGGAAAGCCUCUUAGCAUUGAAGAAGUCGAAGUCGCCCCUCCCAAAGCGCAUGAAGUUCGUAUCAAAAUUCUCUAUACUGGCGUUUGUCACACUGAUGCUUACACCUUAUCCGGUGCUGACUCCGAAGGUGUAUUCCCUGUUAUCUUAGGUCAUGAAGGCGGUGGUAUCGUUGAAUCCGUCGGAGAAGGAGUUACUGACGUCGCUCCUGGUGACCACGUCAUUCCCCUCUACACUGCUGAAUGUAAAAAGUGUAAAUUCUGUACCAGUGGUAAGACUAAUCUCUGCGGGUCUGUCAGAGCCACUCAAGGCCGUGGUUUGAUGCCUGAUGAAACUACACGUUUCACCUGUAAAGGCCAAUCUAUUUACCAUUAUAUGGGCACCUCUACAUUUUCCGAGUACACUGUGGUUGCCGAUGUCUCUGUUGUCAAGGUUGAUCCCAAGCCCAGCCUUCAAAAACUUUGCCUUUUAGGUUGUGGUAUCACCACUGGCUAUGGCGCUGCCACCAAAACCGUACAAGUUGCUGAAGGUGACAAUAUUGCCGUUUUCGGUGCAGGCUGCAUUGGUUUAAGUGUCAUUCAAGGUGCUGUUCAAAAUAAAGCAAAGAGAAUUAUUGCUAUCGAUAUAAAUGACAAGAAAGAAAAAGUGGCUCGUGAAUUUGGUGCUACUGAAUUUAUUAAUCCAACUAAAUUGGAUAUUCCUAUUCAGCAACACCUUGUCAACAUCACUGAUGGUGGUCUAGAAUACACUUUUGAUUGCACUGGUAAUGUAGAUGUAAUGCGUGCCGCUCUUGAAUCUUGCCAUAAGGGUUGGGGUGAAUCUGUGAUUAUCGGUGUCGCUGCUGCUGGAAAGGAAAUCUCUACUCGUCCUUUCCAACUAGUAACAGGUCGUGUCUGGCGUGGGUCUGCAUUUGGUGGAGUUAAGGGAAGAUCUGAAAUGGGUGGCCUCAUUGAAAAAUAUCAACGCGGUGAACUGAAGAUCGACGAAUUUAUCACUCAUACUUUCGAUUUGGAACAGAUUAACGAUGCUUUUGAAGCUAUGCACAGUGGAGACUGUAUCCGUUCUGUUCUCACUCUCCAAAAAGAGUAA
Messenger RNA from Mycotypha africana, 1143 nucleotides. RefSeq names its product glutathione-dependent formaldehyde dehydrogenase. The record is from RefSeq and is a predicted model, not a curated record. The coding region runs from base 1 to 1143 and encodes 380 amino acids. Gene Ontology annotation, cellular component: cytosol. Lineage: Eukaryota; Fungi; Mucoromycota; Mucoromycetes; Mucorales; Mycotyphaceae. The transcript is spliced from 7 exons. Gene Ontology annotation, molecular function: zinc ion binding; S-(hydroxymethyl)glutathione dehydrogenase [NAD(P)+] activity. Gene Ontology annotation, biological process: formaldehyde catabolic process.